Adelges cooleyi (spruce gall adelgid) is the source of this 1029-nucleotide messenger RNA. RefSeq lists its product as uncharacterized. The record is from RefSeq and is a predicted model, not a curated record. Lineage: Eukaryota; Metazoa; Arthropoda; Insecta; Hemiptera; Adelgidae. The transcript has 12 exons. Bases 152 to 895 code for a protein of 247 amino acids.
UUUUACUUAUUUGGUUACACGUCGACACACCUUACGACUAGUUGCAAGAAAAAUCACUCUAACACUGAAAAGUAAAACAAGAUAUUAAAAUUCAUAUUUUCUUACAAGGUAUAUUAUUUGAAUUGUUUUAAUAAUAUUAUUAUCCGGCACUAUGAAGCUUCUGUGCAUUUUAAUAACGCUUGCUUUUGUAAACGUUGUGCCAAUUAUGACAGCGGACUAUGCAAAUUCGGUUUACACUACAAACAAAUACAUCAAAGAGGUUUUUGAUAGAGAUCCUACUAUAUUGAAGACUGCAAUUUCAAAUAUUAUUGAUGGGGAUAAAACGUUCGAGACACUUAAUGUGAUGUUAGCUAUACCGGACAAAGCAAAUUACUGGUUUACAAUUGAACAUGAUGACUCAUUUAUUAACAACUUACCAGAACAUAUUGCCAUAGCUGAUCAGGAGGCAGUGCAACAAGCAAUAUCCCAAGUUACAGAUAUCCCUGUGCCUCAACUUGGCCCGAACGAAAAUUUUGAGAAUGAUUCAUUAGCACAGCUUGGAGAAGCCAGAAGACGUAUAACAGGAGAAGUUACAAAAAAUGUACUUAUCGAAGCAAUAAAUGAAGGAACACCAGAAUUUCCCAACCUUGACGAAAUAUGCAUUCUAAUAGGUUUGCUUCGAAGUAUGGAACGCCCAGAUACGUACAUAAAAACCGCUAGUGUUGAUCCAGCCGGCUACGAAUGUAUAUUAACUUCACAAAAUGGCAAUACAUUCCAAUACAGAGCUCAUCACGGCUAUAUUGCUGCUGUAAGACCAGUAGGUGGUAAUCGUGUUGGAUAUGUGGAUGUUUUGAGUGAGCUACUCAGCCCUUGGUUUUAUUUCUAUAGUUAUCGUUCAACAAACCAACAUUCGUAGCUAUUUUAUAAAAAGUAUAUAGCACCUACUGUUAUUGUUUUAAUUUAAUGAUAUUUAUGUGUCGCACUUGUAUCUAAAUUGUCAUUUAAUUCAAUGUAUUACAAAAUAAACAAGUUUCUUUCAGUGAUAUAAAA